CAGUCCUCUGGCAGCUGCGGCGCUUCCGAGGAAGAGCGCGGCGCCCGAGCGGGGAGCGGGUGGACUCGAGCCGACGCGGGGCACGCUGAGCUGGGCCGCCGCGAGGAGCGCUUGCAGAGCCUUCCCUCCGGCGGGGCCGCUGAGCUCGUGGCCAAGCCGGUGGGCCGAGGCCUGAGGAGGGGCCGCCGCUUCGCACCGUCUGGGUGCCGGAAGAAGGCCCUGUGGGGGAGCCGGAGAGGGAUCGCCGCCCGCGCCGCUGGGAGGAGGGAGGACUGGGCGAGGCCACCUUGGCACAAAUGGGCUGAAGCGGCGGUGGCGGGCUGCCGGCCAGGACCAGCCUGAAGGGGCCUCCGGGAAGUCCCCGAGGAGGAGCAGCCCCGCCGGCGGGGGAGGGCUUCUGCCCGAAGGUGGAGAGGGCGUGCCAUCAACCGAGAUGGCGGCAGAGGCUUCAGCCCCGUAGGGAAACCUCGGCCGCCAUCUUGAUUGAUGGCAAACCGCAAAAUACAGCAGAGAAAAAGAGAUGCAUCGUGAUUCGUGUCCACUGGACUGCAAGGUUUAUGUAGGUAACCUUGGGAACAAUGGCAACAAAACUGAAUUGGAACGAGCAUUUGGAUACUAUGGACCACUACGUAGUGUGUGGGUUGCUAGGAAUCCCCCUGGUUUUGCUUUCGUUGAAUUUGAAGACCCACGUGAUGCUGCUGAUGCAGUCAGAGAACUAGAUGGGAGAACACUAUGUGGGUGUCGUGUCAGGGUGGAACUAUCCAGUGGUGAAAAACGUAGCCGGAACCGUGGUCCACCUCCCUCAUGGGGUAGACGUCCUCGAGAUGACUAUCGCAGGAGAAGUCCUCCGCCUCGUCGCAGAUCUCCUAGAAGGAGAAGCAUGUCCCGUAGCCGCAGCAGGUCCCUUUCUAGAGAGAGAAGACGAGAGAGAUCACUGUCAAGGGAGAGAAAUCAUAAGCCUUCCCGUUCAUUUUCCAGAUCUCGUAGCCGCUCCAGGUCAAAUGACAGGAAAUAGAACUUCAGGAAGAGUAAUGUACAGGAAGAUGUCUACAAAAUGAACAAGAAAUUUGCUCAAAUCAUACACUUUAUUUUGCAUUUGUUACAUACAAGUCAAGUCAUUUGUCUUUUAUCCAAAAAGGGCACAAAAUGGACAUGAACCACCACAGAAUUUGAUCAUUUAUAAUAAAAAGGAUGUACAAAAACA
Messenger RNA from Rhineura floridana, 1204 nucleotides. Its product is annotated as serine/arginine-rich splicing factor 3-like. The record is from RefSeq and is a predicted model, not a curated record. Gene Ontology annotation, biological process: mRNA splicing, via spliceosome. Bases 521 to 1015 code for a protein of 164 amino acids. Gene Ontology annotation, molecular function: RNA binding. Lineage: Eukaryota; Metazoa; Chordata; Lepidosauria; Squamata; Rhineuridae. Gene Ontology annotation, cellular component: nuclear speck. The transcript is spliced from 6 exons.